AUGGCUUCCGCUUGCGUAAAUAGCAUCGGGAUGUCGCCUGAGAAUUUAUUGGAACGUUCACAGACUUACUCUUCAUACGGUUGGUUGAAGCCUCGUUUCUCAUUAGGCCGUGAAAUCACAGAUGGAGAUACAUCCAAAUCCAAGACAAAGAGGUUUUCUUCUCCGGCGAAGGAGCUUGCAGAUCUGCCGGAGGAAUCAGAUCCAAACGAGUUUGAUGGUUUUCAGUUCAGUCUUGAAGAUCCGGUUAUGAUGCUUCCCGCCGACGAGUUGUUCUCCGACGGUAAACUUAUUCCGCUGCAUUUGUCAGUGAUCCGCCAGGAAGUUGCUUCGUCGACAACAACGAUAAUGUCCUCUCCAGAUACUCCGAGGUCUCACCGGAGAAUGGACGACGCCUUUGCUUCCGAUCCCUACUUGCUUUCCCCUAGGGCGCCGAGGUGUUCGAGCAGGUGGAAAGAGCUUCUCGGUUUCGGAAAGCUUUACCAAAGCAGCAACAACAAUGCUAAACAAGACAACAACAAACGGACAUCGUUAGCGUCUUCGCACAACGCGACCGGAGCAACAAAGUCUAUUAGACAUUUUCUUCACAGAAGUUCAAAAUCUUCAAACGAUUCGUCUGUUAACCUUCCGUUACUCAGGGAUACAGAUAACGAAUCUGUGUCUGUCUCUUCGCGCCCAUCUCUUUCUUCCUCUUCUUCCAGUCACGAUCUCGACGAUCUUCCCCGUCUCUCUCUCGAUUCCGAUAAGCCUGGGAAAGUGAACUUGCACGCAAACCCUAGCAGUCGUCCAAAAACUAGAAUGGUAAAAACGAGGACACAGUCAACGGAAUUAAGAGCAUCAACGCGCGUUGGCCGAAGCACGAUGCGUCGUUCAUCGGACUCCGCAAUCACCACCGCCCGUGGCGUGUCAGUCGAUAGUCCACGAAUGAACUCCUCAGGAAAAAUCGUUUUCCAUAGCUUGGAGCGAAGUUCGAGUAGUCCAAGUAGCUUAAUCGGUGGACCUAGAUUCAAACAUAGAGGAAUGGAGAGGUCAUAUUCCGCCAAUGUGAGAGUCACACCGGUUCUAAACGUUCCGGUUUGUUCCCUUAGAGGUUCAUCCAAGUCCGGCGGUAUGUUUGGGUUUCCGAUAUUCUCCUCCCAGCAGAAACGGGAAUGUUCUAGUACAAGUAGUAACGGCGGAGCAAACCGUAGUCAACGAUUCGCCGGAAAGUCUCGAACAGAUUGUUCUUAA
This is a messenger RNA of Lactuca virosa, 1227 nucleotides long. Lineage: Eukaryota; Viridiplantae; Streptophyta; Magnoliopsida; Asterales; Asteraceae. The record is from the annotation of a GenBank genome assembly.